AUGGAGUCGCCGGCGAGGACGGCCGACCUGGGUGCGAGUGCAACCGCUGCUUCGACGGGCCGGACUGCUCGAUUCGAACGCCCAACUGCACCGCCGAUGCUAACAGCGAUGACCCGCUGUUCCUGGAGCCCUACUGGAAGCGGCACGCGGCAUCGUCUCAGCUACGCCACCACCGACGGCCUCUACCAAUCCGUCGAGCUCGAGAACCACAUCCGGCGGCUGCACAGGGCCGUCGGCAACGCCGUCGUGGACGACAAGACCUUGGUGUUCGGCGCCGGCUCCACGCAGCUCAUCAACGCGCUGGUGCACGCGCUCUCCUCGGACGCCGACGCCGACGCCUCGCCACCGGCCCGCGUGGUCGCCACCGUGCCGUAUUACCCGCCGUACAGAACACAGACAGCGAUGUUCGACGGCCGCGAGUACAGAUGGGGAGGAACCACGGCUGCAUGGGCCGACGCGUCACGAAACUCCAGCGACGGCAGCAGGUUCGUCGAGUUCGUCACGUCGCCGAACAACCCCGGCGCCCUGCUCCGCACGGCCGUUCUGCGCGGCUCGGCGGUGAUCGCCGACCACGCCUACUACUGGCCUCACUUCACGCACAUCGCGGCACCGGCCGACGAGGACGUCAUGCUGUUCACCAUGUCCAAGCCAUCUGGGCAUGCCGGCAGCAGACUCGGAUGGGCGUUGGUCAGGGAUGAGAAGGUGGCCAAGAGGGCGUACGAGUACGUGCAGAACAGCAUCAUGGGUGCCUCCCGGGGCACCCAGCUGCGGAUGCUGGGGAUCGUGAAGGUCAUGGUGGCCAACCUGCACGGCAAAGACGACAUCUUCGGCUUCGAGCACGACGUGAUGAGGAGCAGAUGGCGCAGGCUGAGCGCCGUCGUGUCGCGGUCCCGCCGCAUCUCGCUGCAGAGGAUCAUGCCCCAGUACUGCACGUACUUCAACCGGGUCAGAGAGCCAUCGCCUGCCUAUGCAUGGGUGAAGUGUGAGAGGAAGACGACGACUGCUACGAGGCGCUGA
Miscanthus lutarioriparius is the source of this 1017-nucleotide messenger RNA. Lineage: Eukaryota; Viridiplantae; Streptophyta; Magnoliopsida; Poales; Poaceae. The record is from the annotation of a GenBank genome assembly.